AUCGGACUAAAAAGUUGGAGAAGGAAAUCCCCCCUCGGGCGGGGCGGAAAAAAGGGCGAUGGAUUCGCGCCGGCCGAAGUUCCGCGGCGCGUUUUUGGGAACGGACGGGGAGAAGAACAGCUGCAGGCAGGAAAGAACAGAACACAUGGCAUCAUCUGAAACACAUUUCUAUAAAGUUAUUUCGAGACCCCCAGUCACUUUCUUUUCUUUCCCUUGCUUUCGAGUCACUCUUUUGAAGUUGUUCUUGUCUCCCAGUAUUUAUGCGACCUGGUGGAGAUUAUUUUUGUUUCUGAUUCAAAUACUCUGUUGGUCCUGUUGUCACAGUCCUUCCACAACUUCGUUGCAUUAGUUUCAAGUUACCAGAGACCCAACUGCGCUCGCUUCCUCUGCCAAUGGCACGUCAAAAACAAACAGCA
Messenger RNA from Aspergillus aculeatinus CBS 121060, 416 nucleotides. RefSeq lists its product as uncharacterized. The record is from RefSeq and is a predicted model, not a curated record. The transcript has a single exon. Lineage: Eukaryota; Fungi; Ascomycota; Eurotiomycetes; Eurotiales; Aspergillaceae. The coding region runs from base 59 to 349 and encodes 96 amino acids.